Molecule: messenger RNA, 3472 nt
Organism: Anopheles bellator
Lineage: Eukaryota; Metazoa; Arthropoda; Insecta; Diptera; Culicidae
Gene: Golgin97
Product: golgin subfamily A member 1
Exons: 7
Coding region: 831-2675 (614 amino acids)
Cellular component (GO): Golgi apparatus
Source: RefSeq, a predicted model, not a curated record
UUGGACACAACAGUGGAAAAGUGGAAAAGGUCACUCGCGGGGACUGGUGGCUGGGCAGGUUGCGCAGCGAAAGUGGCCAUUGUGUCUCCCCGUGGCCACCAGUGGCGACUCCGUCUUAUUCGUUCAUCAGGAGACGCGUCCGUCGCGGGUUAACGAAAAAAUAAAAGCCGAUGUAACUUCCGCCGAAGUGACGAAAACUUGUUUGUGAUAAUAACUCUAGUCAAGCCCCCCUUUUCGACUCCCACUUGCUUCCCGUUUUCCUUCCUCAAUACUGCUAAUGGAACACAAUUUUCCCACCGGGUGCCAUACUUUCCGAACCGGGAAAAGUGGAGAAUAAGAGUCAUUGCUGAUAAGCGCACCGGCGGUGUAUGUGUGAGCUGGGCCAGAAUUCAAGUUGAGCGCAAAGAAGAAGGGCAAGUUGGAGUGCUGUGGAAACGAGGUGUAUCAAAGCUGAAGUGCUGCCUGCCUCCGGGGGCUCGUGUGGCCAGGAAAAUGAAGGCAUCGUAGAACACCUUAGCAGAACCCGUUGCACCACGACGAAACGGGCGAUAGAAACAGCCAAUAGCGCUUAUCACAAGUGCGCCACCAACAACAACAACACCGAACCUAUUGCUGCUCCAGCCACAAUCGAGCACAUUGUGCCGUGAACCGCAACAACUUCAAAGCAGCCUUUCUUCACAGGUUGCCACACGUUAGCCGUUUAGCCUAACCACAAUGCAGGGCCAGUGAAGCGCGGAACGCUGCGCCAAACACUGGACAACAGAACACGGGAAAGCCGACUGUUGCGUUCGAAAGCAUCCCGCGGUGGAGAAGUUUAAUUGAGGAGCAAAAUGUUUACGUCGUUAAAAAAUAAGAUAAAAGAGGAAACUGGCAACGAUGUGGCACCGAUCUCCGUCACCAGAUCGCGCCGCCACGCGGAAUCACUGACCAGCGCCAGCUCGAUCGACGAGCUGAGCGUGCUCGAGCAGAAGGAUGCAGAACUGAGCGCUACCCGUGUGGAACUGCAAGAACUGGCCAACCUCCUGCACGGUUUUCGGGAGCAAGUACGCCUGCUGGAAGAAUCCAAGACAGUCCUGGAGCAGACAAACAAGGCACUCGAAGAAAAACUACAUGCAAGCCAAGUGCAGCGCGACCUGCAGCGUGAGGAGCAGGACAAGAUACAAAACUUCCAGCAGCAAGAAAUAUCGAAGCUGAAAAGUAUGCUACUGUUCCGCGAGCAGGAGGCCGUCGAUCGAAUAUCGCAUCAGAAGACGGCAGAGCAGCAGGUUGAAAGCUUGCGGCAUGAGUUGAGCCGCUUGAGAGGGCUGGAACCGAUGCUGGAAAAUGCACAAGAUGAGCUGGAAAACCUACGCCACUCGUCGCAGUGCGAGCGCACCAAUCUGGUCUCGACACUGGCGGCCGUGGAGGAAGCGAACCGGCAUCUGAAGAGCCGCAUCCAGGUACUGGAAGAUACGCGACUCUCGCUAACGACCAACGGUAGCAGUAUCGACGAGAAGAUUCAAUGUUUGCUGCAGGAACGUAAACUACUCGAGCAGCGUCUGGAGGAGGCACAUCUGCAUCUGUCGGACAUCAAAAGUAGCUGGAGUGGUCAGAAUAUGGCCCUCGAAACGCAGGUCAACCGGUUGUCGCGGCAGGUCGCCGAGGAGACGACCGAGAAGCACAAAGCUCUCAAGCAGAAAGACGAUCUUAUCGAGCGCCUCAAGCACUUAGAGUUCGAGCACGAGAAACUGCAAUCGGAGAUUACCCAACGUGACAAUAAGAUCAAACUUAUGAGCGAAGAAAUAGAUGAGCUACAUUCGGCGGUACGCGAGGCACGCGAGCAGCACGAGGAAGAGGUCACGUUUAUGAGCAGCAAUUUAGAACAGCUGCAAACGGAGUGUGGCACGCUGCGAACGAAUCUCACCGAGUCAGAGCAGCGUUUGCUGGAAUGUUUGGAAAGCGCCGACCGCCUGAUGGAGCUUGAAAGCACAGUGGGUGAACUAAACCGUCAGCUUGGCAACGAAAAACAAGAAAAAAUGGCUGUUCUCAUGAAAAAUGCCGAAAUGUCGCAGCAGGAAGAGAUUCUUCGGCAAGAGUUGCGCCACGAAAAGGACGAAUCGAUCGAGCUGCAUGAUCGUGGUGUAAUACUGCAACGUGAGCUAGACAAACGAUUAAAUACCGUCAAUGAGCUACGCAAACAAGUGGACGAACUAAUGACUACGAAUCUCGAGCAGAAUGCGGAACUAGUUGAUAAAAACAAGAUAAUAAAAAUUCUAAAUCAACGGCUCGUUGACAUGAAAAAAACCUUACAAGAGGAGCUGAAAGGUCAAAAUAGCAGCAAUACAGAUCAUCAACCUGUUAACAUCGGUACUGCCCAGCACCCCAAUGAACGGGUUUUCGAGCGAGCAAAGAGUUUUGACUCAAAAGGUGUCGCAAAAGAAAAUGGUAACCUCAAACACAACGGUGCGGCGAUCGGUACGCCGAUCGUGAUGGAUGAGGUCAACUUCCGGUAUCUCAAGCAUGUGAUAAUAAAAUUUCUUACCAGUAGAGAGGUUGAAGCCCGUCAUCUCAUCAAAGCCGUGUCGACAUUGUUGCAGUUGAGUUAUGAAGAAGAAAAGCUACUCCACGACACGCUUAAUUGGAAGAUGAGUUGGUUCGGUAGCCGGCCUGGCCAGGUCUCGUUGUCGACGAAUUAGAAUCCACCGUCUGAUGAAACCGUGCGCGCACAGAGCCAUGUUCGAUCCGUGUGCUCGUGCUUCACGCCACAAGCCUCAGCAUCUCUUCGGAUUGUUUUCAUUUAUUUGGGGACACUUGUAUUAUUUCAAGCGGUUGAAACUGAAACCCAGGUUCAGUGCAAAACGACAACAUAAUCACAGCAACAUAGGAACGAGAUCCUAUUGCAAUAAUGAAGGCACAAAGGGUAAUCAGUGGUCAGAUCUCAUGCUACGAAAUGGCGACAGAGCACCAAAUUCGUUUUAUUUCUGUUUAUUUCAUUCAGUCUACUGUGGUGAAUUGACUAUCAACUAACGACUGCUUUUUAUACGCUUCUACCGAGCAGCUAUAAUCUAAUCAUACGUUAACAUUCCUUAUUAUCAUGCGCUUUACAAUACACAAUACUAUGGCUCAUGCUUCGCGAUGUGUUAGUUAUUUUGUGAUCCGCUUUCCAAAGAAGUAUAUAUUUAUCGUGAAAUAUUUAGCCAAACCAAUAGAUUGAUAUUUUAUGUGUUUUACAAACUUUUACAAAUAUUGCAAAGAGUAAUCUCAUUUUUUCAUAUUUCCUACGCUCACGUAUGCCCAUGGGUUAGACAAUGUUUUUGUUGCUUGUAGUUAUAAAACAUUUGUGGAGUGACCAUACCACAAUCGAUAGUCUAGUGAUAGGAAAAGGAAAAGGUGACCAGCGGAGCCUUCAGUGUUUGCUAGACGAGAAGAAGCGUACUAACGGGCUGCACUUUAGCCCGAUUGAACAAUAGAUUUGUUUGUGCAUUUGUUCAUA